Haliotis rufescens (red abalone) is the source of this 4092-nucleotide messenger RNA. RefSeq names its product follistatin-like. Lineage: Eukaryota; Metazoa; Mollusca; Gastropoda; Lepetellida; Haliotidae. The transcript is spliced from 6 exons. Bases 942 to 1883 code for a protein of 313 amino acids. The record is from RefSeq and is a predicted model, not a curated record. Gene Ontology annotation, molecular function: protein binding.
CAGAGUGUGACAAUGCGCGGCGGCGUGGCGCAUCCAGUGACGGCUGUCAAUCAUCGGCAAGUCUAUUGCAAUUCACUUGUUGGACAUACGCCAUAGCGAGACCUCACAAACGACUUUGAAUAUAACUUAUUGACUCGGCUCAAGAUAACGUUAAAUUGACUGGUUAUAGAGAUUUACGGUUACUCUCAGCUGCGCACAUUCCACCCAUCGAAUGAAACAAUCCUGGGAGUGUUGAUCACCUGCAACUGAAUAUCCUUAUAACUUUGACAGCAACCUUUCGGAUCAGAGGCACCGUGCGUCCGGGUGAUCUGUCUGAUUGAUGCAGGAACCAGGUUAGUCAGGAAACAAUUUAUUGAAAAGGACUUCCUCCUAUUUCAUGAGACGAUCUUUUUGAUGGCCACCCACUGACAAUGUUCUGUCAAUUCAAUGAGCCUUACAGAGUGCAGAAGACGGAUAGGAUCUAGGAUACGCCCCUUUACCUCGAAACAAAAAGCAAAAGCACAGAACCUUCACGCUAAGUCACAGAACACGUGCCACUGUCGUCGGAUCUGGAUCGGACCUCAUUGAACCAGGAGAGGAUUUAGAAAGCCGUAUAUCACGUAGCGGGUCCCGUGAACGCAUCUUAAGGACGUGUAAGUAACACGUCGUAUGAACCUAUAGACCCCCUCCUCCUGACGACAGUUCUUUCGAUGUGACCACAGACAUCCAGGUGUACAUUGUCCACCCCCAUCACAGAUCGUAGAAGCUGUAUCUCCUGGGACUGGUACAUACCCACAGAAAGUAGUAGUCGCCUAUAUCGCAUACCCUCUUCAAGUACAAGAAUACUGCGCCACCACUCGAGCCAGCGGUCAGUACCUAACCCAGUCUCCGUUGAGAAAGUGAAGGCAGGGAGGGGCUCGACGGUACCGGGACGUAUUUCUUCAUCUUCUGAAGACGACAACAUGAACGUCAUAAGUGUUGUCAUAAUGUGUUUAGCAGCAAGCCACUUUCCUUCUGUGAAUGGCGGCAUCUGCUGGUUGUCCAGGAGCAGGAAUGGACGGUGCAGACAGAUGUACAGUGUCAACAUAUCACGUGACCAGUGCUGCAGCCUCACCAUACCAGCGGUUGCCAUCAGCUGGACCCCCCGCGACGUGGCAUCUCACACCCACACAAUGCUGUUCACAGGGGGAGCGACACAGUGCCAUGUCUGUCACAAAACGUGUGACAAAGUGAGGUGUGGUGCUGACCGGAAGUGUCGAGUGAGGCACGGACAAGCAAGAUGUGUGUGCUCCCCACAGUGUCCUCGUUACCUGAAGAUGAUGGGAGUUCUGUGUGGCUCUGAUCAGAAAACUUACAAGCACUACUGUGCCAUGCUUCGCCACAACUGCAAGCACAACAGAGAGGUGAAGCCUGCGUACCUGGGACAUUGUAAAGACUCGUGUCGCGGCGUCAAGUGCUUCAGACGUGGACAUCACUGUCUUCAGGAUCAGCACGGCCUACCCCACUGCGUGCCCUGCAACACCUACUGUUCCAACGUCCCCUUCUACAGCUUGUGCGGUGAAGACGGUGUCACUUACUCCAGCCAGUGCCAUCUGGUGGCAGCCAUAUGUAUGAAAGGGGCGGCAAUUCGAGUUGCAUACACAGGGCCAUGCAUUGGUGGGUUGACCUGCGAGACCCUGAAGUGCCCGGAUGACCGACGGUGUCUGAUGAACUAUACUUCCGGCCUGCCCCAGUGCGUCAACUGCAAGGACGCUUGUUCUAUAUUAUCCGAGGCGGAAGAGAACAUCUUCGUGUGUGGCAGCGACGGCCACACCUAUUCAAGUUAUUGCCAGAUGCAGAGACACGCAUGCCGCACCGGGGUGGUCAUCAAGACAGCGCAUUAUGGGAGAUGUAAAGACACAUGAGUCCACAUGAUUUCAGUCUGAGUUGGCCUGUUGUUAUGACGGCGCCAUGAUCGAGUGACGUGUAUACCGUGAUGAUGGACGGGCAAGUGCAAUAAGACGCCACCUCUGACGCCAUGGCCGUGUUGUGGAUGUCACCAUGAGUUCUGUUUCGGUCAACGAACGGCACCAUGUACGCAUCACUCCAUAGACCGUCUGCAUAAAGUCUUCUGAUAGACAGAUCCACGCCUCUGGGUCUCUAACGAAGAAGUGUAUGGAUUUAUUUUAUUUAUCCAAGGAAAUAUCCGCCUGUGUGUUGGAAUACACAGAUUUGUACAUACUCUUGGUUGACUGCCUUGGUAUCUAAUGGAAUACCAUUUGCUUUCGAAUUUGGGCGAUUUGGGUAUGUUUUUAUGCCUGUGGUGUUUCAGAUCACUUACCUUUGUAUGUAUCACGGAUGCAUAGAGUAGCCAAUGUCACAAAGAAUAAUAUUAGCUCGCAUGUUUAUUUGAGGUGUAAUUUAAUUCCAUAUUUUAUUGAAGCAAGCCCAAAACGGGCGAAAUUACGAUUGGCGAAUAACUAUGGAAUAACCGUAGAAAUGUCUCUUUCAUAAUAGAACUGAAACACAUUUAGAAAAAAAGCGCGAUAUCAUGUCCAUUGUAUUGCGGUUUGUCAUGCAGACAGUAGUAUUUCUGUACGUUCUUGUUAUCUUAACACGCCAACACUCAUACGUCAACCUUGACCUACACUGACUGUUCGCGUUGACGUAAUCCCGUUUUCAAUACAACCAGUCACGUCAUACAUUCCCUGCUGCAGCCAUCUCUCCUGGAUGAGGCGGUCACAUUGUCCUGCUGACGUGGCCAGGGGAUGUUAUGUACAUCGCGCGCGUCUGAAGAUCAUGUACGUCUGCCUUUUGACAUCACCACAUUGAGUGGCAUUCCGGAUGCCGCAGUGCAGUGCGGAUGCCAUGACAUGUUUAUCUAGUACGCAGAUAACAAUAUUUCAAUGUUGAAAGUUAUUGUUGUAUUUAUUUCUUCCAAAGCUAAGAUUAUAUUAUGAACACGCAUAGUCGUGCAUUUUAAACUGCCGGCCAAAAGAAAGUAUGCACUUGAAAAUUGGAUUUUACCAAAACAUUUCAAACAAAGUAGACUCAAUUUAUGGAUAACAACUUGACAACGGUAUAAGGAUUUAUACAGAAACGUCGCCUUAACAGUAAAUAAAAAAAUUGUUAUCCAUAAAUUGUGUCUACUUUGUCAUCCGUCAACUUUUGCCUAUAAUACGAAACAUUUCAAACGUUAUCAAAAAGUUACUAGACUGAAAACAGUCGCCGAAACACUGCAAACUUGAGGUCUAAAACGUAGCUUUGAUACUCGUAUAGAUCAUCACCGAAUAACCAUUUCUUAUUUGUUUCAUUCUUAACCACCAUCAAACAUUAGUGUAUACUGUCUCUUGCCCGGCAGUGAAUAUACUUUGAUCACAUUACUUUCUGACACACUAUAACAUGGCUGCCCGGCAAUUUAUAUAAAAAUCCCAGACUAAUUUACUUGUACAUGUUGUAGCUGUUGGGGCCUGGGUUUGAUUAACAAGAUUGUUUUUACGUCACACUUCUAAUGAGGGCUUCGUGGUUUAUUAUUCUGUUCCAACCCUAUCUCCUACACUCCAGCCAAACUCCUACGGGCAGCGUUGCAGACAAGGUUAUGACUGCUAAGGCAAGAAAACCUGGUCGCGCUUCAGCAUCUUUUCACCUCAGACGGCACCCGUCGGGAUUCCCAAGCGGAAUAAUGGCUGUACCCAGAAUUAGAACCGGCACGUGGAUAUGUGCUCAUGUUGUCAGCCACUGGUUUGACUGCAGAAGGUUCGAUUUUAUAUACUGGUAGCUGUAACACUGCUGACCUUCGUGUCAAGGACAUUCCUGCCAUCGUGUCAGAUUGCUACACUGUUCAUCACCCUCGUUUCAGACGGAAUGACCUGUUGAAGCGAACUGACACUGGGAAUUGACCGAAAAUGACCUCGUAUACUCAUUGACACAGCUAGAGUGUCAUUUCAUCACUGAGUACAUGAACUAAGCAUGAGCGCGGCGUGUUCAUAACUAUACGUCGUUAUGUUUCGAAUAUAUGUACAUAUGCAUUGUAAAUCGAUUCAUAAUAAAUGACAUACAUUCAUCUAUUUCAAUCUUGAAAGAAAUUCAAAAUGUUUAUUUAUCUUCAUAACUAUUAAUAAAUUAUUCACUGUA